Messenger RNA from Rhodofomes roseus, 1928 nucleotides. RefSeq names its product cytochrome P450. The transcript is spliced from 13 exons. The coding region runs from base 75 to 1631 and encodes 518 amino acids. Gene Ontology annotation, molecular function: oxidoreductase activity, acting on paired donors, with incorporation or reduction of molecular oxygen; iron ion binding; monooxygenase activity. The record is from RefSeq and is a predicted model, not a curated record. NCBI's taxonomy places the organism in Eukaryota, Fungi, Basidiomycota, Agaricomycetes, Polyporales, Fomitopsidaceae.
AGGGAACUGGACCCUGACGUCUGUCGUCCUUACAUAAUUAGUGGCCUCGCCACCUUUCAGUGAGCACUGACGCCAUGUCCUCGCUUCCCAAAGAUUCCCUAGAGGCGGUUGCUAGCAUAGUGCUCGUUGCUCUGGGUUGUUGGGCCUUCUAUACCUCGCAUUUGCGGGCAGACGACCGGCCUCCCGGGCCGCGCUCUCUUCCAUUCAUAGGUAAUGCUCAUCAAGUCCCGCUGGAAUAUGCAGAGAAAGCAUUCGCCCAAUGGCAAAGUCGCUACGGAGAUAUUGCCUUCGUCAGCAUCUUCACUCGGCCGACGUUGAUUGUCAAUUCUACAACAGCAGCGCGAGAGCUUCUGGAGAAACGAAGUGCAAAGUACUCGGACAGGCCACCGUCUGUACUCAUGUCAGAUCUGCUGGGAUGGGGUGAUGUUAUACCGACACAACCGAUGGGCGAGCGACUCCGGAAGAUGCGACGAUGGAUCCAUUCCACGUUCUUCGCAAAGCGCUCGCUCAAUGACCUCGGUCACUCCCAAACCAGAGAAGUUCAUACUCUUCUGGGGGGACUCCUGCGCGAGCCGCAGCGAUUUGUAGCACAUCUACACAGAUAUACAUCGUCCCUCGUUCUGGAAGCGAUCUACGGACACGUUGUCAUGUCCGAUGAGGAUGAGUAUCUGACCUAUGCUGACGAUGCUCUCAGGACAGCAACGGAGGUUGCAACGCCGGGAGUUGCGAUAGUAGACUUCCUGCCCUGGUUGCGCUAUCUCCCUACCUGGUUCCCAGGCGCGGGAUUCAAGAUCAUGGCUGCCCAGGCAAAGCCGAAUGUGCAACUCGCACACACCAAGCCAUACGAGCAGGUGGAGAGGCUGAUGGCAGCAGGCGAUGAGAAGCCUUCGAUGGUCAGAUCUCUAAUCGAAGAGUAUGCGUCAAAGGGUACGCUGGCUACGGAGAAGCAAGAUAUCAUGAGUGCCGGAGCUAUAACCUAUGUAGCUGGGGCUGACACGACAGAGUCGGUACUACGUACAUUCAUCCUCGCGAUGGUUCUGCAUCCCGAGGUUUACACCAAAGUGCAAGACGAGGUCGAUCGCGUUGUGGGCAACGACCGUCUGCCGGAGCCCGGUGACAGAAGCUCGCUGCCUUACCUCGAAUGCGUAUUGCGAGAAGUCUAUCGCUGGAACUGCCCCGUACCAUUGGGCAUUCCGCAUAUGCUAAGGGAAGAAGACGUGUACAGAGGCUACCUUCUUCCCAAGAACUGCACGAUUAUCACAAAUCUCUGGUCUAUGGUGCAGGAUGCAGAGAUGUACCCUGAACCGGAGACGUUCCGCCCGGAGCGCUUCUGGGGCCUAUCCGAAGACGAGUUGGAGCGAGUAUGUCCUCGAAAUGUGAUUUUCGGUUUCGGAAGACGUAUUUGCCCUGGCCGCCGAUUCGCUGACGCGAGCAUCUGGCUGGCCAUAGCCGCUAUAACAGCCACCGUGGAUAUACGCAAAGCCCGCGACUCCUCAGGGCAGGAGAUUACUCCUCCGUGUUCCUUCACCUCUGGCGCGGUGAGUCAUGCGAAGGCCUUCGUAUGCUCCAUGACGCCGCGCUCUGCGGCUGCGAGCCUGGUGGCGAGUCUCGCUGCAACGGUGCCAGCGUGAUUAUGCGCGUGUGAUACGUUCUCGAAGUCAAUGAGUAGUGGAGAGUCAGAGUGGUGGAGAGAUCGACGUCUGGUGAAUGGCAGAUCAAUAUGCACGCAAAAAAUGCUCCCAUUGUACAGCAGAGCAAACAUACCGUCAUUUAAUCCAUAGGCAACCAAGCCUCCAACGAAACGAAGCUUACGAUCUGAUUCACGUACGCUCUCCUGGUCUUCGUGCCUUGUGAAGCGUUCCUAUCCAUCAGUGGCCGUCAGGAGAUGGAUAUCCGCAAUUCUGACCUCUCUUGCCUACAUAGCACAC